Molecule: messenger RNA, 1788 nt
Organism: Erigeron canadensis
Lineage: Eukaryota; Viridiplantae; Streptophyta; Magnoliopsida; Asterales; Asteraceae
Product: pentatricopeptide repeat-containing protein At3g42630
Exons: 4
Coding region: 90-1349 (419 amino acids)
Molecular function (GO): protein binding
Source: RefSeq, a predicted model, not a curated record
CUUAUCCCCAUUGGCUUUCAACCUUUCUUUUCUUGCUUUUUCUUUAAAUCUAUGAUAUGAAACCCUAACUCAUCCCACACAUCAUAUAUAUGGAAGCAGCAGCCAGUUCGGUUCUCUCCGUAAACGAGUUCGUUCGUUUCAAUAUGUUAUGCAGCCGUGGUGACAACUCGAAAAGAGGUUUAACUCGAAAGAUACUUAAGGACUAUAAACGUCAUGGAAGUUUUAUGAAGGUCGGUAGUCCUCAAGAUUCUGCUUUUGUCAUUCAUAGUUCACCCAGAAAGGGAUUUCCUCGUACUGGUAAAGAGCUUGUUCUUGGUUUAGAAAUGGAAGGUCUUAUGCUUGAUGAUCCUACCUUGACAGCUUUGAUGUUGUAUUAUGCCAAUAAUAGAUUUUUCACCCAAGCAGAUGCGUUAUGGCAUGAAAUAUUGAACAGUUGUUUUGAUCUUGAUAUUCGUGUAGUUUCAAACCUGAUUGAUGCUUAUAUCGAUGGAGGGCUUUAUAAUGAAGUAACUAGAAUUGUACAUGACAUUUGUCUUAGGCAUCCCGAAUUACAAUAUGAAGUGUAUUUGCACACUAUAUCUUGUUUUGGGAAGAUAGGAGAGCUUGAGCGAAUGGAUAAUACUAUAAAAGAUAUGGUCUCAAAGGGAUUUCCUAUUGGUUCUGCUAUAGGUAAUGCUUAUAUUGUGUAUUAUAGUCGGUUUGGUUCAAUAACCAUGAUGGAAAAUGCUUACAAGCGUUUAAAAGGGUCAAGAUUUCUGAUCGAAAAAGACGGGAUUAUGGCGGUUUCUGAUGCUUAUAUACGAGAUAAAAAGUUCCAUAGUUUGGGUAACUUCUUAAGGGACGUGGGUGUUGGUAGGAGAAACGUUGGAAAUCUUCUUUGGAAUUUGUUAUUGCUAUCAUAUGCAGCCAAUUUUAAAAUGAAGAGUUUACAAAGGGAGUUUUUGAAUAUGUUAGAUGCUGGAUUCUAUCCGGAUCUCACUACUUUUAAUAUCCGGGCUGUGGCUUUCUCAAAGAUGUCUUUAUUCUGGGAUCUCCAUUUAAGCCUUGAGCAUAUGAACCAUAAUGGAGUUUUGCCGGAUCUUGUCACAUAUGGUUGUGUCGUUGAUGCAUAUUUUGACAGGAGAUUAGGGAGGAAUUUGGAUUUUGCUAUGAGGAAAAUGAAUGUGAAAGAUUCUGCUCUUGUAUUAACAGACCCCAUUGUGUUUGAGGUUAUGGGGAAAGGGGAUUUUCACUCUAGCUCAGAGAUACUAAUGGAAUUUAGAACACAGAAGACUUGGAGUUAUAAGAAAUUGAUCACAGUAUAUCUCAAAAAAAUGUAUCGUAGUAAUCAAGUUUUUUGGAACUACUGAUGUAUUAUGGGAGACAAGAAAUGUGCUUUUAGUUGAGCCUUGAAUAACCCCAAAGACCCCGCCGGAGGUAGAUAACCUCAAUAGCCUCUGUAAUGAUAUGCAUUGAUAUAUGAUUGGUUUCUGGUCUAUAUCCCCUUGUGACAGAUGCCACACAUCAGGUGGCAUGGAGGCAACUUUCCUUUUCAAGACGAUAUUUAUAUACCAGAAUUGUGGUAUGUAUCUCAGCUCUACUAUAGGCAAUAAAGUGACUGAAAGCCACAAGUUGGCAAAACGUUGUAGCCGAUUGCAAGAGUGCUUAGCUAGUUAGUUAUGUAGUGUAAAUUGGAUAGCUAGGUAGUAUAACUAAGUGGUGUGGUCUCAUAUGUGCAUAUGAAAUACUGUAUAUAAUAACACAGAUAUAGGAUCCAUAUUGCAGCAAUCUACAACAUUUUUUGAUGUA